Messenger RNA from Lycium ferocissimum, 2731 nucleotides. RefSeq names its product PWWP domain-containing protein 5-like. The transcript is spliced from 2 exons. NCBI's taxonomy places the organism in Eukaryota, Viridiplantae, Streptophyta, Magnoliopsida, Solanales, Solanaceae. The record is from RefSeq and is a predicted model, not a curated record. The coding region runs from base 102 to 2453 and encodes 783 amino acids.
AAAUACAAACACAACAUUUUCACCUUCAUAUUUUUCUGGAAGUCUCUCUCUUUAUUCAUUUCUCUACAUCUCAACAAAGAGAAAUCAAUAUUGGUUUCUUCAUGUUGGCAAAAUCCAAUCAUAGUGACUUAAAACCCGGAGUUGUUAAUGUUGAGGUGAGAGACAAGGCAAAUGUUGUUAGUGUUGGUCAAUCAGGAAAUGAAAAUGAGACCCUAAUGGAAAAUCGAAAUAAGCAGGGUUUAGUUGGUGAAUCUGUCGUUGAUGGGGUCAGGGUUUCUGGAGAAGAUAAUGAGGUUAGUGAGGGUUUAAGAGCGCAAAUGGAAGGUUUAGAUGAGGAAAUUGAUUUGGAUUCACGGGAUCUCGAAGAUGGACUGGGGUUUAAAGGAUAUGGUGGGCUUGACGGUGAACUCGUGGUUGAUCUUAGGGGAUACAAUGGGAAAAAUGUAUCUGUUCUUGAUGGUGUAACAGUCAACAAUGAUUUCAAUGUGGUGGAUGUCAGCAAUGAAGAACGGAUGAUAGAAGUUGAGUUGAAAAAUGCAGAUGGUACAGGUGAUUGGAAUGAUGCUGCCUUUCCAGAAAGACGAGGGGUUAAGCACAGAAUGGAAGAGGAAGGUAAAUUUUACGUGUCCGAUUUAGUAUGGGGUAAGGUGAGGAGUCAUCCUUGGUGGCCUGGGCAGAUAUUUGAGCCAUCUGCUGCAUCAAACAGAGCGAUGAAGUACUUUAAAAAGGACAGCUAUUUGAUAGCUUAUUUUGGUGACCAGACAUUUGCAUGGAACGAAGCAUCUAGUAUUAAGCCAUUUAGGAUGUACUUCUCUCAAAUGGAGAAACAGAGCAAUUCAGAACGCUUUUGUCAGGCCGUGGAUUGUGCUCUAGAUGAGGUCUCUAGACGGGUUGAGUUUGGGCUGGCCUGCCCAUGUUUGCUGGAGGAGACCCGAGCAAAAAUGAAAUCUCAGAUUGUUAUGGAUGUUGGUAUCCAGGAAGAAUCAAGCAUGGGAGUUGGAGGUGAUAACUUUUCAGAUGAAUCCUCGUUUAACCCUACCAAACUUGUUAGAACUCUGAAGUCAGUAGCUGCAGCCCCACAUUCUCAGAUUGACAGAUUGUCACUUGUGUUGGCAAAAGCUCAAUUGGUAGCCUAUAAUCGCUGGAAGGGUUAUUAUCAGCUCCCAGUAAUAGAAGAAUUUAGCGAUUUGUCGGAGAAUGAUAAUGAUGUUGAACCACUGCUUGGGAAGAAAGAUUCUAGUGAUGUGACUUUAGAGGAAAAUUCUAAUGUCCAAGGUACUUCCUCAACAAAGCAUCCUCGACGCUUAGGUGUUGAUGAACACCCUAGUAAAAAAGAAAAAUCAAUGUCCAUUUUGAUGUAUGGGAGCAGUACAAGCGUACCGAAUGGUCAGAAGAAAUCUAUCGGGAGAGCUGAGCAGAAGAGGAAUUCUGUGUCUUCAGAGAAGAGACAUUUAGAAUUUGAUUCUAUGCCUGGUGAUUCAAAGUCAAAAAGAAGGAAAAAGGUGUGGUCACCAAGCAGUGGUAACAAGAUGUCUUUACCAUCUCAUAAAGCUGCAAACCGAAGUCUCAAGUCCAUUAACAGAACCAGAAGAACUAUUGAGCAUAGUGAAAAGUCGAGAAAUGUUGGAUUUGGUGAUUUAGUACUUGGUCUCGUCGCGAGACCUGAAGGGGAACAGUUGAUUCCAAAAGAGUUCCCUUCUCCUACAGAAAUGCUCUCAAUGCUCUAUUCGGCUGCCAGGGAUCCCAUGAAUGGGUAUAGUAUUUUGAUGUCACUAGCUGGUUUGUUCUGUGAUUAUAGGAAAUUAGCUUGCUCAGAAACUAUUGAGUCAGGAGACCACACAAAGACGACAGAAGAGCAUAUAGGAAAAAAUUCAUCCAACUCGGUGUCUGCUGAAACUUUGUCACUAGAAGGUAUUGAGGACUCGUAUUGGACUGAUAGGAUUAUCCAAUGCAACCCCGAAGAUCAGGUGUUAUUUGAACCGGAGAUCCAAAUUCAAGAGGAUUUUCCUAAUGGUACGUGGGAGAAUUCUCCUGCACUGAGUCCAAGCUUGGACAAUAAACAAGAACUAGGCGGCUUGGUUGAGAAUUCAGAAAGAGAAAAUCUAUUUGGUCUUGUGAAUGGAAAUUCUGAAUACUCUCCAACUGCGCUGAUUCUAAACUUUUCAGAUUUAGAUUCAGUUCCUCCAAUAGCAGAUCUAAACAUAAUAUUUAGUCAGUAUGGUCCGCUAUUUGAAUCUGAGACUGAACUUAUUCACAAGAGCAAACGAGCAAAACUUGUUUUCAAGAGGCGCGAUGAUGCUGAAACUGCUUUUAGCAAGUCAGGGAAAUUUAGUAUUUUUGGUCCAUCACUCAUCAGUUACCGCCUAGAAUAUUCGCCAUCACCACGCAAAGCAUCUAGUACCCCAAAACGUAAAAGGAAGUAUGCAGCAUCUAUCAGAGUGAAUGGAGUUUAAAACUGAAGUAAGAUGAAUUCCUCAUUAGGUCUUUCGCUGGAUUUUCCCAGUACGGAUUUAAUAGUGAACUUUUGGGUGCUAUGUUAAUAUGAAAAUUUAUUGCAUAUAGUUGAAAUUAGCUGCGGACUGUUUUGUCCAGUUAGAACGUUUUAGAUAGUAGAAAAGUAUUCUGGGAAUAUUUGAUUUAUUUGUGGUUGACUACGAAUUUUGUAUCUAUGUAUUCCUUUGCCCAGAAAUAUAAUAUAUGUUGGCAGCUAGUCAUCUUACAUUAUACUUGA